ACAGUCAAGCACAGUCAACGCUGAACGGCACUGGAGAGCGGAUAUGAUGGCGGACUACACAGAGACGUCCCCUGUCGUUCAGACGACACACGGAAAAGUACGGGGAACUUUGCUAAAAGGCCUCUACGACGAUAAGUUUUACGCUUUCGAUGGCAUCCCGUAUGCUGUUCCUCCACUUGGAACAUGGCGCUUCAAGGAGCCCCAGGAUAUGGAUCCCUGGAACGGAAUUCGAGACUGCUCCAAGCCCCUGGACAAGUGCCUGCAAGUGAGCAGCUAUACUAAGUUGGUGGAGGGUUCCGCGGACUGCUUGUACCUGAAUAUCUCCGCAAAAACUUUGAAGAGCGAUAAACCUCUGCCACUGAUGGUAUAUAUCCAUGGUGGCGGUUUCAAGGGCGGCGAUCCCUCUAGACGAGCCUGGGGUCCCGACUAUUUUAUGAGAGAGAAUGUCAUCCACGUCAGUAUCGGCUAUCGCCUAGGGCCAUUUGGGUUUCUUGCUUUUGAGGAUCCCUCCUUGGAAAUACCUGGCAACGCAGGUCUUAAGGAUAUAGUCCUGGCCCUCCGUUGGAUCAAGGCGAAUGCCGUCAACUUCAAUGGCGAUCCGGAUAACAUUACUCUCUUUGGUCACAGCUCCGGCAGUAUGGCAGUUCAACUCCUAUUAGCCAGUCCCCAGACAGAGGGGCUUUUCCACAAGACCAUCCUCAUGGCAGGCUAUUCCAUGGAGCUGAACCGCCAGCCUGAUAUGGAAUAUCGCCUGGCAAAGCACUUGGGCUACGAGGGCGAGAACGUCGACAGGCAGGUCUUAGACUUUCUCCUAAAGGCCGAUCCUCAUCUACUCGCCUCUGCGGACUUUUUCACUUCUGCAGAGAAGGGUAGUGGCCAUUCCAUGCCUUUCAGGCCCAGUGUGGAGAGCUACGUCACACCUGGCGCCGUUCUCCUUGCGGAACCUAUUAUCCUGCUACGCAGUUCCUGGAGCAAUAGCAUUCCUCUGAUAUUGGGAGCCACUAGUAACGAAGGAUUAUUAUCAGUGAAUGGGUUUUUUACCGAUCCCACGGUAUUGCAGCAGCUACAGACCUAUCCGGAGAGUGUGCUUCCCAAUACCCUAAGGAAUGCGACCAGUCCCGCCCAGCAACGAGCGAUGGGUAUUCAGUUGUUGGAGGACUUCUGCCACGCUCAUGGCCAGGAUCUGAACUUGGCGCAUUUCAGGGCGUUGGAGGAGCUCUUCACCAUCGACAUGCUCCACUCGCAGGAGAGAGUAAUCCGGGCCAGAUUGGCUUACAGCCAGGCACCAACCUAUCUCUACCGCUUCGAUUACGAUUCGCCAGACUUUAACCUCUACCGUAUUCGUUUUUGGGGUCCUGAUUUUCGGGGUGUGACCCAUGGUGAUGAGUUGGGGUACCUCUACGUGAUCCCGGCCACCUUUAAGUUGGAUAAAUCGCGACCAGAGUUCACCGCCAUCUGCCGCAUGGUGGCCAUGUGGGUCGGGUUUGCUGCCACCUCGAACCCUAAUGCUCCCCUAACCAAACCCUUGGUGGACUGGAAGCCCCUGACAUCAUCUGGUGCUCGGAUGCUUCUUAACAUUAAUGAGGAACUGAAGUUCAUCGCGCAGCCCGAGGAGCCAAGACUGGCUUGCCUCGAUCGGCUAUACGAACAGGCUGGUAUUGAGAUGUUUUAGUGCUUCCUGGUACCUAGUUCUUGUGUAGUCUAGAUCUAGAUAUUGUUUAUCAUAAAAGUCACUAGCUUAGAGAUUUGUGUUGAGCACUUUGAUAAGCAAAGCAAUAAAGAUAUAUGUACCUCUCCAGUACAGAUAAUACACUAUCUAAGGCAGAACAACCCACCACGGAUAAAGUUUAAAUAAAAUGAGAAAUAAUUUUCAAAUAAUUUGUACAUAUUUUUAUGGAACCAUUAAAAAAUACUUGUUAUUUAUAAAUUAAUAAACCUUUUACCUCCUUCCAUCAA
Drosophila kikkawai is the source of this 1956-nucleotide messenger RNA. RefSeq names its product alpha-Esterase-4 (gene alpha-Est4). The record is from RefSeq and is a predicted model, not a curated record. Lineage: Eukaryota; Metazoa; Arthropoda; Insecta; Diptera; Drosophilidae. Gene Ontology annotation, molecular function: serine hydrolase activity.